AUGGCACGUCAACGCCACCUCCUCCUCCUCUUUAUCCACCUCCUUCUGUUCUCUUUCUCGAUAGCUGCUGACGACGAUGCCACCAUCAUGACUAAGCUUUUGAAGUCCAUUUUCAAUCCCCCAGCCACUUGGGGGGCCGAUAAACAUUUCUGUGAUUGGGAAGGAAUCACAUGUGACUACAACUCAUCAUCCAGUCGUCGUGUUACCUCCAUCAAUCUUUAUAACAAAUCACUCAGCGGAACCCUCCCACCCGAUCUUAACAACCUCUCACGCCUCGAAACCCUUGACCUUGUGUAUAACGAAUUUACUGGCCCCCUGCCUACUUUAGCUAACCUCACUCUUCUCCGGCUAGUAUACCUUUCGGGCAACUUCUUCACUUCAAUCCCUCAAGAUUUCUUUUCCGGACUUACAAAUCUCCAAAAUUUCUCCAUCUCUUUUCAAAAUAAUCUUGCUCCAUGGGUUCUCCCAGACAACAUCGCUGAAUGUACUAGCUUACGCUCAUUCGAAGCUAGUUCAGCAUCCCUCACGGGUUCCAUUCCCGAAUCUUUCACCAGCUUACCCAAUCUGCAGUAUCUCAGUUUGUCUUUCAAUGACCUCAGCGGAAGCCUGCCCUUCCGCUUCAACAACCUCUCGCGGCUCGAAAACCUUUACCUUCAAGAUAAAUCACUCUCAGGUCCCUUGCCUACUUUUUCUAACCUCACUCUCCUCCGGCAUGUAUUUAUCCGUUUCAAUAAGUUCACUUCAAUCCCCCCCGAUUUCUUUCACGGUCUUACUAAUCUCCAGGAUUUUGAUAUCUCUGCCAACUCUUUUCUGGCACCAUGGUUUCUCCCUAAUGACCUCACUCAUUGCACAAACUUACAAUUAUUUUCUGCCCACGGGACAAACGUAAUCGGUUCUAUUCCAUACACUUUCGACGGUCUCUCCAAUUUGCAGUUUCUUGAUUUGUCCGAAAACAACCUCAAUGGAAGCCUCCCCUCCCAACUCAACAAGCUCAACAAUCUCAUCAAAAUUGAUCUCAGUAACAACUCAUUCUCUGGCGCCUUACCUACUCUAUCUGACCUUGAUAAACUCGAAACACUAAUCAUCGACAACAACAAGUUCAAUUCAAUCCCCGGGAAUUUCUUCUCCGGUCUCACUGGUCUCACAUAUUUUGAAAUCUCUAACAAUUCAAAUCUGGAGCCAUGGGAUCUCCCAAACAACUUCGGCGAAAUUUACGGAUUAGAGUCAUUCAUAGCCGUUAAUGCUAGCAUAACCGGGCUCAUUCCAGAAUAUUCUAACGGUAGUAGUUUGGAGACAAUACAUUUGUCCUACAAUAAUCUCACAGGAGCCAUACCUGCAUCUUUUGCUAUGUCGUCGAUUAGCGAUCUUCAGCUUGACAAUCAGCUUCAAGGCCUUUCUGGUACACUUGAUAUAAUCUCUUCAAUGUAUCAACUUAGGUAUGUUCAGUUAGAAGCUAAUGAUUUCAGUGGUCCUAUUCCUGAUAACUUGACACGUUUGCCAUAUCUUCAACUACUUGAUGUGUCACACAAUAAUAUCUCUGGAUAUAUACCUAAAUUCGAACAUAACGUGACGUUCUUAUAUAGCAAUACAUCAAUACGUAAACAAAGUUCUAGCAGAAAUAAUAGUUCAUUACGCGUGGUUAGUGUAAUAGUUAGUGUUCUUACUUUAGCUGGGAUAGUGUUGCUCGUGUUUUACAAGUAUCACGUACUUUCUAGAAAAUCACGCAUUCCAAUUACCGGAAGUCAUGGUGAAAUACCUAUUUCUGAAAAUGGCAAUGUGAUGGUUUCCAUGCAACUACUUGAGCUAGUCACUGAUAACUUUAGUGAUAACAACGUCUUGGGGAGAGGCGGAUUUGGUACGGUUUACAAAGGUGAGUUACUUGACGGAACUAAGAUUGCAGUCAAGAAAAUGAAAUCUGAUGUGAACGGAGCAAAAGGCAUUAAAGAGUUCCAAGCAGAAAUUGGGGUACUAACGAGAGUUAGGCAUAGACAUCUCGUUGCUCUUCUUGGUUACUGUAUUAAUGAUAACGAGAGGCUUCUAGUGUAUGAAUACAUGCCGCGAGGCACUUUAAGUCAACAUUUGUUUAAGUGGAGAGAACAUAAAAGUCAACCUCUCAGCUGGAACCAAAGGGUUUCAAUUGCCUUAGAUGUGGGAAGAGGGGUUGAAUAUAUGCAUAGUUUAGCACAACAGAGCUUCAUUCAUCGUGACUUAAAGCCUGCUAACAUUCUUCUUGAUGAUGACUUGAGAGCAAAGGUUGCGGAUUUUGGUUUGGUUAAGAAUGCCCCUGAUGGGAAAUACUCAAUAGAGACAAGAUUGGCAGGGACUUUUGGUUAUUUGGCCCCAGAAUAUGCUAUUACCGGGAGGGUGACAACCAAGGUGGAUGUUUAUGCAUUUGGGGUAAUCUUGAUGCAGUUAAUUACUGGCCGAAAAGCAAUAGAUGGAAGUAUGCCGGAUGAGAGAUAUCAGUUGGUUACAUGGUUCCGAAUGGUCCCUAUCUGCAAAGAAAACAUGAUGAAAUUCAUUGAUCGGGUGUUUGAUACCGAUUCUUGUGAUACCCUUGAAAGUAUCUUGAAGGUGGCUGAGUUAGCACAUUAUUGUACUGCACCUGAACCAUUUCAAAGACCUAACAUGGGUUAUGUAGUAGCCAUGUUGGGUCAACUUGUAGAAGAAUGGAACCCCUCUCGACACAAAGAUGGUAUAGCUUAUGGCCACAAGCACAAUAUGAGCCUUCCGGAAAUGUUGCAAGACAAUGAGGACACCACAAGAUUGCUCAACCUCUUUCGGUCAAACUCUUUCUAA
Erigeron canadensis is the source of this 2799-nucleotide messenger RNA. RefSeq names its product receptor-like kinase TMK4. Gene Ontology annotation, biological process: protein phosphorylation. NCBI's taxonomy places the organism in Eukaryota, Viridiplantae, Streptophyta, Magnoliopsida, Asterales, Asteraceae. The transcript is spliced from 2 exons. Gene Ontology annotation, molecular function: ATP binding; protein binding; protein kinase activity. Bases 1 to 2799 code for a protein of 932 amino acids. The record is from RefSeq and is a predicted model, not a curated record.